Molecule: messenger RNA, 1578 nt
Organism: Penicillium roqueforti
Lineage: Eukaryota; Fungi; Ascomycota; Eurotiomycetes; Eurotiales; Aspergillaceae
Product: Dyp-type peroxidase
Exons: 8
Coding region: 1-1578 (525 amino acids)
Cellular component (GO): cytosol
Molecular function (GO): peroxidase activity; heme binding
Source: RefSeq, a predicted model, not a curated record
AUGAGUCUCACAUCAGCCAUCAAGGCAAAUAUCCAAGGAGAUGUUUGGCCGGGUCUCCCAAAAAGGUUUCAAAGCUUUCUCUUUUUUCGCGUUCGAAACCAAGUUGAUUUCAAGAACCGACUGAAGACAUUUAUUCCCAAGAUUACCACCGGGCAAGAUGCCUGUGAGAUGGGUGAGACCAUCAAGCGGGCAAAGAAGGAGGCCGAACUGGCAAAAAAAUCAGCUAAGCUUCAAGGUUUACCGGGAAUCAACAUUGCCUUUACCUCGACCGGUCUUGAAGCACUUGGAGCAUUUGUGAAUUCCAAUGAUCAGACUUUCGUCAAAAAAGACAGGCAACUAUCAACAGUCUUCCGGAAGCAACAACUCCGUGGUGGAUUGUUCGAAAAGGGCAUGUAUGCGGAUCUUGUCGGCGAGGGGUGGGAUAACCCCCAGGAGCUUCGAAAGGAAUACAAGCCCACCGAUGAUAAUGAGAGACUCAUUGAUGGUGUGAUUAUGGUGACCGCAAGCCUGAAGCGUGAUUUGGAUACCACGGUCAGCGAGGUGAAGCAACAUUUCCUGGCCGAGGAGGGAGUACCUCUCAACCCAGAUACAUAUGUACUCAGCCAGAACCCUUCUAUAGAGUUCACACUGGUCAGAGAAGGAAAGGUUCGCCCAGGCGCUAUGAAGGGAAAAGAGCAUUUCGGAUUCAAGGAUGGAAUCAGUCAGCCUGUAAUUGAGGGCUGGGAUGAAAGGCAACCCGUGGGAAAGGAGCCCAAGGCCACAAAGUCAGGAUUGAUUGUUUGCGGACAUGAGGGCGACCCUAUGGGCCAACCAGCAUGGGCCAAAGAUGGCAGUUUCCUUGUUUUCCGCGACCUUCAACAACUUGUUCCUGAAUUUGACGAGUUCAUGGAGGAAAACGCUAUGCACGCCCCUUUUACUCAAGACCACCCCAAGCCAGCCGAAAAGCUUGCUGCAUACUUGAUGGGAAGAUGGAAGAACGGAACCCCCGUGGAUGAGUCUCCUCAUGAUGACUCUGACGAGAAACUCUUCUCAUCAAACAACUUCGAUUACCACCCCGUUGAGGAGCACAAAAAGUGCCCCUUUGCGGCACACACCCGCAAAAUGAGACCACGGGCUGACUUGGAGCACGACCAUGCUGUUAUUAUCCGUCGUGGCAUUCCGUAUGGCGAGGAAGUCUCGGCUGAAGAAAUGACUGACCGAAAGUCCUCUGAGGAAAAGGAACGUGGGCUUCUGUUCGUCUGCUACCAGAGCGAUAUCCGCAAUGGAUUCAACUUCCUGACUACCCGCUGGGCAAGCAAUCACCACUUCCCUGACCGCAAGACUCACUUCGUCGGUGGUGAUGGUCCGGGCAUUGAUGCGUUUGUAGGCCAGAGACUAGACCAUCACCCGCCUCGCUCUAUCGGUCUUCCUGAUGGCAAAUAUCCCACCGAGGCCCGCAUGCCGCUAGAGAGCUGGGUUAUCCAAAGAGGAGGAGAAUACUUCUUCGUGCCUUCUAUCUCAACGUUGAAGAACGAACUCACGGGUCCUGGUAUCUUUGACCAGGAGAAACUGGCGCGUCUCCGUGAAGAUAACGCGUAA